Molecule: messenger RNA, 1648 nt
Organism: Tripterygium wilfordii
Lineage: Eukaryota; Viridiplantae; Streptophyta; Magnoliopsida; Celastrales; Celastraceae
Exons: 6
Coding region: 63-1337 (424 amino acids)
Cellular component (GO): chloroplast envelope; chloroplast thylakoid membrane
Source: RefSeq, a predicted model, not a curated record
UCCUUCUAAUCGUUCGUAUCAACUCGUCUCCUUCUUCAGUAUUAACAGAGGAGUGAAGAGCCAUGAAAGCUUUGUUGGGAUUGGAGCUUACAGUCUCUAUCACAACACCCACUCUUCUCUUUAACUCCUCUAUUCCUUUCCCGGAAAAAUCACUUCGAUCAACAACGACAGCUCUGAAGGUCCCGCCUUUAUCUUCUCCAUUUCUUCUCCCGUCACCCACCAACCAGAUAACAAGAAGAAAACCAUGUCACAGCUCCACGACGAGUGCUGAAACAGUUACGAAUGUUGGUGAGGCUGAAAUUGCGGAAGGGUACACCAUGAAUCAGUUCUGUGAUAAGGUAAUCGAUGUUUUCUUGAAUGAGAAGCCGAGGGUCAAAGAAUGGAGGAAGUAUUUGGUGUUCAGAGAAGAGUGGAACAAGUACAGGGAGAGCUUCUAUCAUCGGUGUCGAAGCCGGGCUGAAACCGAAGGCGACACAACUAUGAAGGAAAAGUUGACUUCACUUUUAAUGAAGGUGAAAAAGAUUGAUGAGGAAAUGGAUCGGAACAAUGACCUUCUUAAGGAGAUACAAGACAGCCCAACGGACUUAAAUGCAAUAGUUGCAAGAAGGCGCAAAGACUUCACAGGGGAAUUUUUCCGUUACCUCACCCUACUUUCUGAAAACCUUGACAGUUUGGAGGACCGCGAUGCCGUGGCCAGGCUGGGAGCUAGAUGCUUGUCUGCUGUCCGUGUUUUCGAUAGUACAUUGGAGAAUCUGGAGACGUUAGAUUCUGCCCAGACAAAGUUUGAUGAUAUCCUCAACUCACCUUCAGUCGAUGUGGCUUGUGAAAAGAUUGAAAGCCUUGCCAAAGCAAAGGAACUGGACUCUUCUUUGAUUUUACUAAUAAACGGCGCAUGGGCUGCAGCAAGAGAGUCCAAAACUAUGAAAAAUGAGGUCAAAGACAUCAUGUAUCGUUUAUAUAAAGCCACCAAAAGUAGUCUUAGAAGCAUUGCGCCAAAGGAAAUAAAGCUACUCAAGCAUUUGCUGAACAUAACCGAUCCUGAAGAGCGAUUCUCUGCAUUGGCGACUGCUUUCUGCCCUGGUGAUGAUAUUGAAGCAAAGGACCCUUAUGCUAUGUACACUACUCCCAAGGAGCUGCACAAGUGGGUAAAGAUCAUGCUUGAUGCAUACCAUCUCAAUAAGGAGGAAUCCGACAUAAGAGAAGCCAAGCAUUUGACUCAGCCUAUGGUUAUACAAAGGCUACUCAUGCUAUAUGAAACUAUUGAAGAAGAAUACCUGGAAAAAACCUCAUUUCGAUCACCUCAGACGGACGGGAAAACUGAUUUGGACGAGCUAUGAGGCACUGUCCAAUUCUCAGCAAUACUUUUAAAAUCGGACUUCACUUCUUCAUGAAGAGAUUGCAUUAUGGUUUCAUGACGAAGCCUGAAGGAGGCACACCUGCCCAGAGUGAAUAUGAUUUUUUUUGCGAACCACUUAUUGUUGUAUGAUGUGCUAUCAAUGUUAGUUGUUUGAAACUGGAAAUGGCUUGAUGGCCCAAAUUUCUUCAACCUUCCCUUGAUGCCGACUGGUGUGAUAUAUAUAUAUGUAUUACAAAAAAAAUUAUAUACAUUAGUAUUUGUAAAACUUACCAAUCCUGGGAAUUGCCCUUA